Molecule: messenger RNA, 2108 nt
Organism: Aspergillus costaricaensis CBS 115574
Lineage: Eukaryota; Fungi; Ascomycota; Eurotiomycetes; Eurotiales; Aspergillaceae
Product: transcription factor domain-containing protein
Exons: 3
Coding region: 1-2088 (695 amino acids)
Biological process (GO): regulation of DNA-templated transcription; DNA-templated transcription
Molecular function (GO): zinc ion binding; DNA-binding transcription factor activity, RNA polymerase II-specific; DNA binding
Source: RefSeq, a predicted model, not a curated record
AUGGACAGGCCUUCCAAGCGGCCGCGGCUGUCAAUGGCCUGCAACAUCUGUCGUCAGCGCAAGGUCAAAUGCGAUGCAGAGUAUCCCAAGUGCCGCAAUUGCCGCCUGCGCAACCAACAAUGUAUCACCACCGAUCCCCAGCGACCAGGGGUGACUGGCAUUCGAGAAUGGCUGGAUAUACCAGACAAACAGACUCCUCAGAAUGAUGAUCAGCCUCAGCAUCCGGCAGUCGGUGAUCAGAAUCACCAGGAAGCGACCGACACCCCACAGAAGCUGUCGCCUAAUGAGGUGUCGCCCGUGCAUCAUCCGUUCGACGUCUCGUUCAACGUCGAGCAUGGCACCGACAAGGUCAAGAUUAUGGGUGGAAGCAGUUCGCAAUGCUUGGCGAAAUCCCUCGAUGUCUACUUCAAGGCUGCCCGACUGAAACCAGUAUCGGGCUGCUUCCGGUACGGGAUGAGACACGCGGAGGAACUCGAUCUGCCGUUAUCUCUGUCUUUGCCGGAGCUACCAGACAGUGACCGACGAGAGCGCUAUUUGUCCGCCUAUAUCACUCGCAUACACACUCUCUAUCCUAUCUUUAACACAACCCGGCUUCGCCUGGGUACUGAUCUCUUUGCCACUGCGGGUGGCUUCACGAACCUUCCGCGCGACCAAAUCCCGCGGAUCGUGUCAGCGUACUUGAUCAUGAGUUUAGGAGCAGACGAGAUAGGCCAGGGGGCAACAGUGGACGGAGAUCGCUACUUGCAAGCAGCGGCGUGUCUGCUGUCUCAUGUUAUCAUCAUCCCGUAUCUCCCGACCGUGCAGACAUUGCUUCUUUUCACCAUGGCAUACCGCGGGCGGAACCAGGAAGGUCUAGCAUGGCAGACUCUAGGCAUGGCUAUUCGGACUGCUUAUACGCUGGGAAUCAACCGGACUUCUACCUCCAACUCCGAAGGAAAGAACAUCGAGCGACGCGUGUGGGCCGUGUGUUGGUGUCUGGAGAAGAUGAUGCAUCUGGAAUCGGGACGGCCGACUGUCAUCGGAUAUCAGCAUCCUAAGCCAGAAGAUGCUCUAGGAGAGAGUAAAUUCCUGAAGUGGCACGUCGAGCUUGGAGAAUACCAAGGCAAUAUCAGUCAUCAUCUGUACAGUCAUCAAUCAGGGACAAGGGAUGUGCGACAAAUCCUCUUAGACACAGCGCGACUAGACCGCGAACUGUUGUCCUGGGCGAACCGGGUACCUACCGACAUGCGUCCGGGGAGUGAUAUCUUCUGCGCAGACGAGGAGUUUCAUGCAGCUGCUUUUUUGUCUAUCCAGUAUCACAGCACCCUGAUCUCGCUGCAUCGCGCCGCCCUCAUCGCCCCGACAUCGAGUUUUGAGGAGGAAGUGGCGAAAUAUUGCUCCGAUGAGCCAUCGCAGUUUCGAAUGCGUCAUGGAGAGUCAAUCUGCGUGAGCAGCGCUCGAGCGAUUGCCAAGCUCAGCGUCCAGCUGUCGGAACGCAAGACAGACUCGCAGACUAUCCCGGCUGGCCCAUCCCUUCUGGCUUGCAUUGUACUGGCUAUCUUUCUGAUCAAGCAUCCGGGUUCCCGGUUACAGGCCAUGGAUUUGCAGCUUCUCAAGGCAUGUCUAGAGUAUAGUAGUCACCACCUAUCUCGAUACGAUCCCGAUCCGCGAUUCAUAGAAGGUAUCGCGGCUAUCUACGAACAAUGCAGCACCCAUCUUCGGUCCUGGUCGGCUGCAGAAGCCAAAAGGCGUCCACACAGCCGUGACAGUCUCGCGAAGCUUAAUCCACUUCCUACUCCAGCAGUUGAUGACGCGCUGCCAUCUUGGCGGCCUACUGAAGUGAUGCAGCCGAGCGAUCUGCACAAACAGAGUAAUGGUGAAUACCAGUCUCAGCGUGUGAUACAAUCAGCCGUAUCUACACCUGCUAUAGACCAUGGCGAAGACCAUCUAGACUCGUUAGGAUUUUCCAGUACAUCAAUGCUUGAUGGGUUCGUCGCGGAGGGUGUCAACGUGGACCAGGUAUUUCCCUUCGAAGGAUACAAUGUGGAGGAGCUGUGGAAUUGGAUGGGAUGCUUAGAUAGUCCGGGAUCGAUGCCUGAUAUACGAUAGUUCUCUACGGGGAAGAUAAG